AAAUAAAAUCAUAUAACCCUUUAUGAAAACAAACAGUACGCUCAAACGACUGGUUCGACCUACCAAACAAAAACUUUCCUGCCUAUUUAAUCGCAUAUGAAAACACAAGUACAAUUCAUAGAUGCUGUAGAAAAGUCCUCAAACGUCCCAAUCUCAUCUCUCAGACUUGGCCCUUCUCGUGGUAGCAUCAAUAGUUGAAGAGUCGUGUUAAAACGUCUUGACGACCAUAAUAAACCAUCCAAGAACCCAAGUCCUAAUCCCACUAAGAAUUGCAGUUCCAACUCCAGUUUCACCUCCACCUCCCCUUCCAAUCCCAAUCCCCAUCCUAGUCUGAUAGAAUCACUACUACCGAGACAACCACCAUGGAUAUUAUACUAAUUCUUUUCUUUGUAUAAUCCUUUCCAGCCACCAAGUGGUAUCCACAGGCGGUCUAAAGAGGUAGAAUGAGGUAACCCAGUAAGGACGAGAGACCGUGUUUUGUUUACUUGCACGAUGCUAACCUUCCAACAAAUUCCUUCUAUUCUUCUCUCUCCACUACGCCUCACGGCUUUUUAAAAAUUUCUUCGUUUCAACAUGAAUCCACACUCGCACGAGACGUGCUAGCCAUCUCUUGUACGAGCGACGGUAACGUAUAUUUUGUCACUACACAUCAUGCCCGUUGUAAAAAGUGAAAAAUAAUGAGCCCCAUCUAGCUCACGUUGUUGGUGCAUUUCGGAUGAAAGAAAAACAAAAAGAAAAACGCCAAUGGCAUAUUUUAGAACCUUUUCAAAAAGUACGCUUGUUGGGUCGAUCAGAAGGUCUUCGGAGAUGAAAAGCUCGUCGCUGGUUACAGCUAUGAAGAAUCUUGUAAAUAAGGACAAUCGAUGGAAUUUAAUUCACGAGACAAUGAAGUCAUUUUUACCGUAAAGAUGUAUGUUUCUGACUUUAGAAUCCAAGUUGUUUCUUAUGAUGGCUUUGUCAGAGAACCUUGCGUUUGUUCAUUACGCUGGUUGCUUCGUUUCUUGAAGGAGGGAAAUGAAGGUUUGCUCGUAAAAAGGCGUAGUGAUUGGUAUGACGAUUGAUAACCAGCAUUGAAUUGCUAUUUAACUCCUAUGAGAUUCCUUUGUUCAAGUAUUGAAUUCCAUUGAUUCAAUACGUAAUUGUCAGAUUUCAUCUGUAUUGAAACCUCCUAGAUUGGAUUUCUUUUCUAUCCUUUUAUUCUCUAUUCUCUAUUUAGUUUUAUUCUUCUAAAAAAAAAUGAAGUUUUCCUUGUCUUCCGUCUUCCUUACUCUUCUUGGAGCCUCUUACACGUUGGCUACUCCUAUAACAAAGCAAGCCAUGUCUCCUGAACAAAACUUUGGUAUCCUCACUCUUCACUCUGGAAACAUCAAUGUCCACCAACGUGAGUUCUACGUUGGUCAAUCAGGUCAUGUCUUUUUGAGUCAGUACGACAAUGCUGAUGGCGCUGCAAAGUUCCAUAUGAAGAAUAAUCAAUUGUACCACAACAACGACCUUGCUUCCAUUGAACAAGGUGGUGCUCUUGUUUUCAAGUCUUCUGGUCCUGCUGUUACUGGCUUCGAUGCUAAUGCACCCACCAACAUUGGCUACCAGUUGCAAUUGAACGGCAGCACUCCCGUCGCUUGCCCUGUUCCAAGCGACCAACAAAUUUUCCAAGUAUACUAUGGCCAAGUCCAGAACGGUACCAGUUGUGUCGGCAUCGACACCAUCGCUAUUGCCUAUUAAACUAUGAUAUGAACAUUCAAAUGUGAAUUUGAUUGAGUUUGACUUUCAAUUGAAUUAUGAAUAUGAAUAAAAAGAAAUUCCCUCUUUUCAUCAUCGACAUUCCCUCUUUUUCAAUUCUCCCUUUUUCUCUUUUCGCUAAUAUAAAAAAAAACCAUUUCCUUUAUUCUCUUGUAUCCUUUAUCAUGUUUAUGCCCCAUGACCAUCCUCCUUCACGGUUCUCGUCCGGUUGGUCUCGUUCGACUCGACAUUGGAUUCAUUUCCAUAGGUUUUCUGCAUACAUCAAAGCAUUUGUCUUAUCUCUUAGAAUUACAUUUCGCAUUUGUCUUUCCGUCUCUACUUUUUCGUAAUCCAUAUUUAUUCCAUACAUAUGUUACUAAGCUAAAAC
Schizosaccharomyces octosporus yFS286 is the source of this 2107-nucleotide messenger RNA. Its product is annotated as But2 family protein. Bases 1237 to 1722 code for a protein of 161 amino acids. The transcript has a single exon. Lineage: Eukaryota; Fungi; Ascomycota; Schizosaccharomycetes; Schizosaccharomycetales; Schizosaccharomycetaceae. The record is from RefSeq and is a predicted model, not a curated record.